UUUCCCUGUUUCCACUUCUGCCCCCCGCGAAAGGGAGGAGACAGAGCCCACGUGGGGUCGACCCCGGCGAGGGCGUCCUCGUCUUUUCGCGUGCAUGCGGGUAGUAAACGCCCAUCAUUUAAUAUCGCGCCAUCGUCUCUUCCUCUUCUUCUUCUCCCUCCAGACCGCCGAGCUUCAACGCCAAGACGAGAAGCAGAAUCAUGGGAGGAACAAUAUCAUCACAAGAGAAGAGAGACCCAUAUUAAGCUCUCUAGAGAGAGAGAAAGAGAGAGAGAGACCAAAGGUCGAGGUGUUCGUAAAUCAAUGGCGACCGGGUGGGUCAAGUCGUUGCACUGCAAAUCGAGAGCGUUCGAGGACGUUUACCACCAACCGAAGGCGAAGAGCCGCCUCUCGACGUCGGCGAGUUGCCGGAAGAGCGCACAAACCGUGAGGGACAUCGUCGAGAUGGCCAGAGGAAAGCCCAAACCAAGAACAGAGCAACCGCUACCCACCAAGUCCAAGCACUCCAAACCCUCCAAAAGGGACUCGGAUCCGAACGACCCACGCACCCGGAAAGUUGUUCAGGCCGCGGCAGUCUCUCCGCGCUCCUCCAGGUCAUUAUGCCCGCCCCUGACCGAGCUGCCGGAGGGCCACCCGUCGCGCAAAGUGGUGGAGAUCAUCUUCCACACGAGCUGGAGCGAGAUGUCGGCGUUUCCCGGUCGGGUCGAGAAGAUCUUCAAGGUCCAGACCGGGCCCAAGACGACGGCCCGGUUUGAGGAAUAUCGGGAGGCGGUCAAGUCCCGCGCCGGGUCCGGGUUCGGGCUGGGCGUAGUUGGCGGGUGCUCGGAGGACAAUGCCGCGCGGUGCGUCGCGGAUGGCAACGAGGUCAUGCGGUUCCGCUGCAUGGGGCCCGCGUCGGCGGGUGGCGGCAUCUCCUCGGCGGACUUCUCGGCCUUCUCCGGCGGCAAGGGGGCGGCGGUCUGCACGUUCUUCGCGGGCAGCGGGUCGGCCCACGAGAGGGCGGGCGGCGGGAAGGGGAGGAGGGCUAUGCUGGUUUGCCGGGUCAUCGCGGGCCGGGUGGCGAAACAGGCCGGACCCGACCCUUUUUUGGAGGUUCGGGCCGGGUAUGACUCGGUGAAUGGGGACAAGGGCGAGUUGAUAGUGUUUGAUCCUCGCGCGGUCUUGCCUUGCUUCCUUAUUAUCUAUAGACUGUAAAGGAAACCAUCUUAAUGAAUGUCUAAGUCGGUAAUUAACCAUUUCAAUCUUAGUUGGAGUAAGGAUUGAAUUGAUUUGAUCAUAAGAUUGAUUAAAGAAAGAAGACCCGGAUGGAUACAGCUGAGGGCUAACAUGAGUGUACAUCAUCGUGCCGUAGUUGUUUAUGUUCUUGGCCAUCAUCAAGCACCAUGCUUGGUCUGCCAUUCAAGAUAGCAGUUUGGGCAUUGCAUUAAGAUAAUCUUGUUUGGUCAUGAAAUACUAAAGAUUUGACUUUGAGGUACUCUUUUCUUUCAUCUUCGUCGGACAGUAUAUGAUC
Messenger RNA from Rhodamnia argentea, 1510 nucleotides. RefSeq lists its product as uncharacterized. The coding region runs from base 304 to 1194 and encodes 296 amino acids. The record is from RefSeq and is a predicted model, not a curated record. The transcript is spliced from 2 exons. Lineage: Eukaryota; Viridiplantae; Streptophyta; Magnoliopsida; Myrtales; Myrtaceae.